AUGGAAGGGGAGUUGGGCGAUUAUAACACACUUGUGGAUAAGGCAACUGUUGGUCACGACAUCUCUACAAUCGAGUUGGAUUGGGAAGACGUGAAGGCCGCUAAUGAGAGAGCAGAAAUGACUCUGGAGAGAUUUUUCGAGGAGCGUAAGAAAAAAGAGACUCAAUUAAAGGCAUUGGAAGUGGAAAUCGAGCAGGAAAAGAAAAUAGCAGAGACCGUAGUGGAGGAGAUGAAUGAUGAACAGAAGGCAGAGUAUCUGAAACUACGUGAUUUUAAUGACCACCUCCUUCAACAACUGGCCAUGGGACAAAAGAAGAUUGCUCAACUGUCCGCACGACGGAGUGAAUUGGAGGCUGAUAUUGCAACGUCUAAGAUUAAGCAAGAGGCGAUGCGCAUAUUGGGUCACCUGAGGGAGGUGGAGGCUAAGCGGGAUCAACUGCAGGCGGAAGAGGCCAACAAGGAGGAUCCUCAGGCUGAGAGGGAGCGCUUGUUGGCCAAAGUGAAGGAGGACAAUCGGGAGACUGCAAAUAUGGACAGAGAGAUCCGCGAACUCAAUGAAAAGAUUUGUUCGGAUGAGUCCACUCUGCACCAACUUAUCACUCAAAUGAAUGACGAUAGUUCUAAUGAACGCACCCAGAAGAUAUGGGAGCUACAACGACGCGAGGCUCAAAUCGAUGCCUUCUUCACCUCCUAUGAGACAACACGAGCCGAGGAGAUGGAGGGACUGGCCUCCACCGAAGAUCAAAUUGUUCGCGCGCUGGAGCGCUGUGCACAGUACGUGAUAAGUACAGAGCAAACAAUGGAAAUGAGAGGUGGUGGUAGUGAUGAAAAUGGUGUGGAAGCAGUCAUAGAGCAGUUGAAGUUCAAGACACGAGAGAUGACCAAAUCGGCAAAUACUGCGGAGGCUUUGGAUGCCGAAAGAACAAGGCUACAGAGAGAUUUACAGAAGAUUGAUCAGUUGGAAGGAAAGAUUACUCAGGAGUUGCAGACUCUGAAGAAGAAUAUCGCCUCGAUGGAGGCCGAUCUGAAGAAGUUCAAUGACCUCACAUCAGUCGGCGAAGCCACAGAGGAGAAAAAAGCUGCGUUAAUGCAGGAGCAAAAACGUUUACAAGAGACGCGUGAAAAUCUUGCAAUCUUCACCACUCAAUUGACAGAUGAGUGUACAGCUGUGGAGGCGCAACUGAAUGGUCAAGAGACGCAUCUUCAAUUGUGCGCGCUGGAAAAGCGAUUGGUGGCAAGCGAACAGACUCGUCGAGCAGUGGCAGAGAGUGUGGCUACAAAACGUGCUGCCUGUGAUUUCACCACCACCGCCAAGAAGGCGCAAAGCCUCCUAAAGGAUUACAACGAGGCUCUCAAAACCGCACUCAAGGUGAAACCUGUGGGGAUAUAA
Molecule: messenger RNA, 1389 nt
Organism: Hydatigera taeniaeformis
Lineage: Eukaryota; Metazoa; Platyhelminthes; Cestoda; Cyclophyllidea; Taeniidae
Source: the annotation of a GenBank genome assembly